Paramecium octaurelia is the source of this 1896-nucleotide messenger RNA. The record is from the annotation of a GenBank genome assembly. NCBI's taxonomy places the organism in Eukaryota, Ciliophora, Oligohymenophorea, Peniculida, Parameciidae.
AGAAAAUCUAAUAUUGAAUGCAAUAAAGCGAAUAAGGACCAUUGUGGUAAAUAAUACCUAAAGAUUUUGUGUAAUCCAAAGUCAUGUUUGAGGCAACAGUAACCAAAUUAGGAAAGAAGCAACAUCAAAGACACCUUGUUAUUACUGAUAAACAUAUAUUAUUAUUGAAAGUAAUUGAAACUAUAUUCAAAAGGAAAAUGGAAAAUUUGCACAUAAACUAUUACCUUUGGAUUUUUCAACUAGAUUUGAGAUUUUUCGUGAUGCUCCUACUUUAAAAGCGAAUGUCUAAACAAAAAAAUCAACACCAAACACUCCUCUUACAAAUCGACCUGACGUUGUAAAACCUGAGGAUAUUUAAACUUUAGGAGAUAUAUUGCAUAUAAGAUUGUAGGUUGAAUCAUCAGACAAACAUUGGGAUUUUACUAGUGAUCAAGAGACACUUAAAACAUUUAGAAAAUUAUUUGGUUAAAAAAUAAAUCAGAUGGGUUUUCAUCAUAUGUUUAAAGUGUUCAAAAAGAUUGGCAAAGGAAACUUUGCAAGUGUGUAUCUAGCAGAGAGAGUAGAAGAUGGAUAAUAGAUGGCAAUUAAAGCAUUUUCAAAAAAUGCAGUCUACGCAGAAGAAAAUGGGAAAGUAAUAUUAUAAUUAUCAAAAUAAGGAAGGACUUAUCAAUGAAAUAACCAUAAUGAGAGAAUUGGAUCAUCCUAAUAUCAUGAAACUCUAUGAAGUCUAUGAGACAUAGAAUUCAUUAUAUAUGGGUUUGGAAUUAUUAUAGGGAGGCUAACUCUAUGAUAUAAUAAAAAAGAAAGUAAUAUUAACCAACAAAUAAAUACAAUCUAUUAUGAAAGGACUGUUAGAUGGAUUGGCACAUAUGCAUUCCAAAAAUAUAAUGCAUAGAGAUUUGAAACUCGAAAACAUUCUCUUCAAAGAAUAAAAGUUAAUUUAAAUAUUAUAAUAAUAGCGAUAUUAAUUCUGUUGUGAUAGCUGAUUUUGGUUUGGCAACAUUUGUAAAUCUGCCAGUCUAUUUGUAUUGUAGAUGUGGAACACCUGGUUUUGUAGCACCAGAAGUCAUAAAUAUUACAGAUAUGUCAACUACUUAUGACAGUGUUUGCGAUAUCUAUUCUUUAGGGUUAGUCUUCCACAUACUUUUGACAGGAAAACCUGGAUUUCCAGGAAGAAGCUAUAACACAAUUGUCCAAUAAAAUAAAGAUGCUAAAGUCAAUUUUAAGAGUCCUGUGUUUGAUGUGGUACCACCAUAAGCAUUUGAACUAUUAAAAUAAAUGUUAGAGCCUAAUCCAAAAAAAAGAAUAACAGCCAAACAAGCUAUGGAAUUUGAAUUCAUCUACUUAUGUGAAGGCAAUCAAUAAACUGUAUCUUCAGAGGAUGAUGGCAAUAUAGGAGAAGUAGAUGACAAACCUGGAUUAAAUGCCAGAAUACAAAAGAUUAAUGAUCAGUAUAAUACUAAAAUCAAUAAUUAGAGCUGCCACAUUUGAUAUGCUAAGGAUUAAUCAAUUGACUAAUUCGCCUUUAAAAUCACCAGUCAUGUAGGCAACCAACAAAAUGAAAGAAGUUCAAAAUAAGGACCAAUAAAUGAUCAUGAGAACUCCAGUUAUUACAGGUAGAACUGUGGGAUGUGAAGGUAAAUCGAUAUUCUUACUAAAAUUCUAGACUCUCCAAAUACAAAUUAGUUUGUUUCGCCUAGUGUGCAAUUCAAAAAACUAUAAUAGAAGUAAGCAAUUUCUAAAUCGCUAGUUAAUAAUAAGCCCCAACUGGAAAUGUUUUAUUAAAGUACACCUAAAAACCAUAACAACAAUAACCAAAAGACAACGAGGACGAAAAGAAAGAAUAAUCCAAUGUGGCCAAAUCAGUUAAAGCUGCUCUUAGUAAACAUAUUUGAC